Messenger RNA from Fusarium pseudograminearum CS3096, 3354 nucleotides. RefSeq lists its product as uncharacterized. Gene Ontology annotation, molecular function: ATP-dependent chromatin remodeler activity; ATP binding. The transcript is spliced from 3 exons. NCBI's taxonomy places the organism in Eukaryota, Fungi, Ascomycota, Sordariomycetes, Hypocreales, Nectriaceae. The coding region runs from base 1 to 3354 and encodes 1117 amino acids. The record is from RefSeq and is a predicted model, not a curated record.
AUGGCUACAAAUGGCCAGCCAUCUCGCUCCGCAAACGGUGUUCCACCAUGGAACCCGGCUGUCUUGCUGCAACCAAACCACAGAGCUGCUUCGAGCCCAAACCUUGCAAACGCCGCUCAUGGCCAGUUCUCACCUUCUCCCUUGCAGCAGGCUCAAAUGUACCAGCAACGACCUCAAAUGAGCAUGAACAGCAACAACAGCUCCAUGGUCUUUCAGUUCUCCAGUCCUAAUGACACUCCGUCUGCUGGUCCCUCUAGCCGGUCCUCCACUCCAGGCAGUUAUGCAAAUGGAUUCAACGGCACGGGUAACUUUAUUGAGCGCAUGAAUAAUGUUCAGCAUCGCUCUGUGGUUCCACAGCCAAAGCGACGGAGAACCGAAGAUAGCGAUGGGGUGCACCAAUUUAUGACUCCCCAAGGCCACGGGGGAGGUGGAAUUCUGGGCCAGUACGUCACGGAUAAACGUAAGGAAGCUAAUAGUGCAACUGCUUCUCCCUCCAUGAUGACAGUUGAUCUUACCAGUGGAAAUGAUGACGAUGAGGUUAUCGUACAGGAUCCUCGAGAAGAAGAAGUAUGCUACGGAAUGAUCAAGGCUCGUUUGGGCUGCUCUCGAGUUCCCUCGCCCAAGCCGGGCGCCCAAAGUAUCUGGGGUCCAAACUACCAACCCGCAAUCAAAGUUGUGCUCAAGCGACAGAUUAAUGAUACGUCGCUUAAGAUACAAGCAUACGAUCAUACACGACAGAUCAUUGGUCUAGUCGAACCACAAAGUGCCAGAGCUGUCGCCCCUCUUCUCGAUUCAAACAUCCACCUGAGAACAGAUGUGCGAAUUCCGCCCCAGCCCAAGAGGCCUGGCGAGGAGCCUGGUCAGCCGACCUCACGAUCCUUCGACCUCGAUAUUGUCAUGUAUGGACCAGUCAAGUACGCGAGGAAUGUAGGUACACAUCUGGGCAAAUUUGGCCAGAAGUUGACAGCCCCUUACCUUGUCCAAAAGGGUAUUCGAGUUCAGAAUCCUCACGUUCUCGAAUAUCGUCCUCCGCCCCCAAGGUCCUACCCACCUAACCCUACUCACGAAGGCCAAACUACUUCCUACGGAAGUACCAUUACCAACCGAACCGUGGAGGAGAUUCGUUCAGAAGUUAUGGGCGUGUUCGAUUCCCUUACACGAAACGAUGAUUUGCCCGAGAUGGAACCCAGUUCUAGCAUCUUGACCCCUUUGCUCAAGCACCAGAAACAAGGCCUGUUCUUUAUGAUGACCAGAGAGAAGCCUCGCGAGGCCCAAGCCGGCGAAAAGACUAUGGUUUCCUUCUGGCAGGACAAAUGGGGACAAGGUGGACAAAGGUUGUACUUCAACGUCAUCACUGGGCAAAGCCAAGCUAGACCACCGGCGGAAACUCGGGGAGGAAUCUUAGCUGAUAUGAUGGGUCUUGGCAAAACACUGAGUAUAUUGUCGUUGAUUAUGACUUCCGCUGAGGCAGCUUGUGCAUGGGAGCAACAGGCACCCGUCCAGCCAGAAGCACCGGAACAGAAACCGACAAAGCACGAAGUUCUGACGCAGCAGCCUACCCUUGCCCUGACGCCCUUGAUGCAAAAUGCAAAGACGACUUUGCUCGUCUGUCCCCUCAGCACAGUAACAAAUUGGGAAGAGCAGAUUAAGCAGCAUGUUCAGCCCGGCGCUCUUACCUAUCACAUCUAUCAUGGCCCCAACAGAAUCAAGGACCCAGCAAGACUCGCGACUUUCGAUCUUGUUAUCACCACAUAUGGCUCGGUAUCCAACGAGCUCAGUUCUCGUCGAAAGGGAAAGGAAGGCCAACAUCCCCUAGAACAGAUCGGAUGGUUCAGAAUUGUGCUGGACGAGGCCCAUAUGAUUCGCGAGAGCAGCACUCUCCAGUUCAAAGCCAUUUGCAGGCUGCAAGCGGACAGACGGUGGGCCGUUACCGGUACGCCAGUUCAGAACCGACUGGACGAUCUUGCGGCUCUCCUUGCCUUCCUUCGGCUCCAUCCUUUCCAUGAUCGAGCCAAGUUCCUUCGAUACAUUGUAGAGCCUUUCAAGGCAUGCGACCCCGAGAUCGUGCCCAAGCUACGAAUCCUCGUGGAUACAAUCACGCUACGCCGCUUGAAAGACAAAAUCAAUCUACCUCCUCGAGAGGACCUGGUUGUCAGGCUCGAUUUCAGCCCAGAUGAACGCAGUAUCUACGAAUUGUUCGCCAAGAAUGCGCAGGAUCGAGUCAAGGUGCUCGCAGGAACUCAUAAUGGAGGCCAGGCACUUGGCGGUAACACCUACAUACACAUUCUCAAGGCGAUUUUACGACUUCGCCUGCUGUGUGCACACGGCAAAGAUUUGCUUAAUGAUGCUGACUUGGAUACAUUACAAGGAAUGUCUGCAGAGAUGGCAAUCGACAUCGACGACGAUGACGAUGAUGACAACAAGCCAGCACUUUCCGAUCAAAAGGCACACGAGAUGUUCACCCUAAUGCAAGAGACCAACAACGACGCCUGCAUAGAAUGUAGCAGGAAGCUUGGUUCGAACGAGAGCUCCAAUAUCGAAGCAGAAGGACAGGAUGACAUCCUUGGUUUCAUGACACCUUGUUUCCAUAUUAUCUGCCGAACUUGCAUCAAGACGUUUAAGGAACGGGUGAAGUCGGUGACUACACCUGGCAGCAAUAGUGGAAACUGCCCAGUGUGUAAUGCAUACGUGAAACAUGCUUUCGUGCAGCUUCACCGAAGGGAGGUGGAUGCGGAGCAUGACGGUCCAGCCAAGCCAAAGUCUCGAAAUGCUGUCAAGAAUUUUGACAAAUAUGAAGGUCCUCACACCAAGACUCGUGCCUUGCUUGAGGAUCUCCUGAAGGCGAAAGCGGCGAGCGAGGCAAACCCCGACGAGCCCCCCUACAAGUCAGUUGUUUUCUCUGGCUGGACAUCUCACCUGGAUCUUAUUGAACUUGCCCUCAACGCCAACGGUAUUGUGUUCACUAGACUGGAUGGAAGCAUGAGCCGCACACAAAGAACCACAGCUAUGGAUAGAUUCCGAGAGGACAACACUGUCCAUGUGAUUCUUGUAUCCAUCAUGGCUGGUGGACUGGGCCUGAACUUGACUGCUGGAAACAGCGUAUACGUGAUGGAACCGCAGUACAACCCGGCGGCUGAGGCUCAGGCUAUCGACCGUGUCCACCGAUUGGGACAGAAACGACCUGUUCGCACCGUCCGAUACAUCAUGAGAGACAGCUUCGAAGAGAAAAUGCUGGAGCUUCAGGAAAAGAAGAGGAAGCUUGCCAGCCUGAGCAUGGACGGUCAGAACAGGACCCUAGACAAGGCGGAGGCGGCCAGGCAAAAGUUGAUGGAUUUGCGAAGUCUUUUCAAAUGA